Molecule: messenger RNA, 2099 nt
Organism: Mya arenaria
Lineage: Eukaryota; Metazoa; Mollusca; Bivalvia; Myida; Myidae
Exons: 6
Coding region: 36-1832 (598 amino acids)
Source: RefSeq, a predicted model, not a curated record
ACUCAAAGUAGAUUGCGACAGUUUUUUCAAAUGAAAUGGAUUUAAAAACAUAUUUUAAAGUGUAUUUCUAUAUCACGUUAUGUUCAAUCUGGACUCAAGGGUCACUUUGCAAUAGUACGUCAUUCUGUCUGGAAGUCGUUGAUACAAAUAGUAAUCAUACGGAGUUGCAACUGUGUAACACAUCUAGCUCUGACCUUGUAUGUGGUGACAAUGCAAGCAUUGCAAUAGAAAAUACAAUAUUCCAAUGUAUAACAAAUGGAAGCCAAGGCUGUGGAAGUUGCGGCAAUGACGCUGUUCCUUGCUCCGAAGAAAAACCCAUCUAUAUUUUACACGAGAUCUACAGUGCUUGUUCUUACAAGAACAACUGCAGUAUUCCAACAACAAUGUACAACCUUGAAGGAAACAUUACGGCAGUAACAAUACAUGUGACAUACGAAUGUGUUCCUGAUUCAGAUAUAUUUAACAUCUGCGGCAAUUUCAAUCAGACCUUUAAUACAAACUACCAAUACUUGGGGAAAGAUGGGAGCAGCGUUGAUUACGAUCUAUGCGUUUGCUGUAUCACUGGGCUGCAUUCACUUUCUGUGAAAGACUUCAUAAUUCCAUACAACGAUUAUCCAGAUUGCAACAGCAGUAAUAUCACUUUAGAUGGUGAUAUUCUUAACUGUACAGAGAUCAUUAAUGUGGACCUCCAACAACGAAAUGCGUCUACAAUAGAAAUUCCAGGAUCAAACCCAUACCGUCUAUGGCUAUCUAUUGCUGCUUGUGGUGAAGUUGAGAUCAAAUGUUCAACGGUACCAACACAACAAAACGCGACAUCAACAAUAUCUUCGGCAGGCGCUUCGUUUUCCAAUACAGUCAGACCAAACACAACAGAUUCUACUUCCUCGUCGACAACUACAAGUUCCUAUGGGGAGUCGUCGACAACAGACAACACCAGUUUUAAUACUGAAACUAAAAACAUGACUGUGCCACAGCCUACUCAACAAGCCUUGGACACUUUUCCUGUACUACCAAUUUCUGUAGCCGGUGCUGCAUUUGUCGUUGUUGUAUUUAUCAGCACUCUGGUGAUUUUAUGGAGAAGAAAAAGGGCGAAACGAAAUUCUCAAGGGAAUGGGAUUUCAAACGCACGGCAAACAGAUUUUUCAAAUCCUGCGUAUGUCCCCCAAAGCAAUGAGGAAAUAUGCGUUACAAACACUCAGGUUUUAGCAUCGGCAUUUAAUAAUAUGGAGUACGCUGAACCUGCAGAUUGCGCCAGAGUCUAUGUUAACACUGAAUUGGAAUUUGCUCGUUCAACGUCAGACGAGGACUAUUACUCGCACACGUCCACGAAACCACAGUCGAAACCAUGCCCCAAAGCUGAAAAUUAUUCACAUAUCAAAUUAAUCACGCAGAAACCAGACAUGCCCAAAGCAAGUCCCUAUGCCAAAGUAACAGCCGACGUCACAAAAUCGGGAACAUGUAUAGCAAUAGCAGACGAAGGUCGAGUAGGUGCUUUUCAAAACUCUGAUGGUGAAGCUGCUGCCCAAAACAUGCACCCAACGGAUUCUACAUAUGAUCACCUCGGGAAUUUAAGCAAACCAAAGAGAACCUAUUCUAAGAAGCGUGUAGUUGUGAAGGUAAAAGACAAUUAUUCUCAUGUACACCUUGGUGCCAAUGCCAGAAAACACCGGAAGGCGACUGGUUUCAGUGUGGAUGGAUAUUCGCAUGUGAAAUUAAAUGUACAUGCUAAGCGGAAAAAGAAGAAAAAGAUGGUCAAGGAAAUGGCUAAGAAUCAUGAAUAUUACAAUAUAGUGAAACUUGAGGACGAAAACUACGACCACGUAAACAAAUAACAUAUAGAUUCCUGCUACUAUUGACUUGUAUCUCACUGGUGUAUUCAAUUUGUAAAUCUAAAUUACACUGUAAACAUGUUACCGAAACUGCAAUAAAGAGUAAACUAAAUCAUUUAGAUUUAUGGUUAAGUUUCCUGUUAUAUUUCAAUUUCUUUUGAUUGCUUUUCUACGAUCUUCUAAUAUCACGUGAAUUGGGCGUUUUGUGGACAUGCCUUUCAUCAGAUUGUGUUUUUAUGACCAUUGCUAUUUCCUUUAAUUUAUUUUAAU